Dendrobium catenatum is the source of this 2046-nucleotide messenger RNA. Its product is annotated as CBS domain-containing protein CBSCBSPB1. Bases 408 to 1814 code for a protein of 468 amino acids. Gene Ontology annotation, molecular function: protein binding. Lineage: Eukaryota; Viridiplantae; Streptophyta; Magnoliopsida; Asparagales; Orchidaceae. The record is from RefSeq and is a predicted model, not a curated record. The transcript has 15 exons.
UGCUCUAACUGAACGAAUUAUGUUGUAAUAGGCAGGUGAUUUUUUAACAUUAAAUGGAAUUGUAUUUUCGUAGAAGAAUAUGCCUAUAUCCUUACACACUCUUCUCCGUGCCUCCCUUGCAUUUUCUGGGGCCAUCUUCUGUCUAUUAGGAGGCCUAUCCUCUGAUAUGUCUACCAUAUAAUGAUCCAUAGGCCCUCUAGCACCCCUAGAUAAAAUGAGCUUUAUCGAAGAAGAUGAAUCCCUAAUGCUGCACUCACUCGCAUAUAUCAAGAACUUUGGAGCAUGGAGCAACAUUCUUGUGAGACCCUGAAAGGACUUAUAUUGGUGAGAGAUCUGUAAAGAGACUGCACCUGUCCAAGGCCUUAACAAUAUCAGAGAAUACAACUGUCCAUGAGGCUUGUCGCAGGAUGGCUGCUAUUGGGGUUGAUGCUGUGUUGCUAACAGAUUCUAAUGCUUUACUUUGUGGGAUCCUAACAGACAAGGAUAUUGCAACAAGAGUAAUUGCUAAUGAACUAAGGCUUAAAGAUGUACCUGUGGCCAAAGUUAUGACGAGAAAUCCUGUUUUUGUUCUUUCAGACACUUUGGCCGUGGAGGCAUUGCAGAAGAUGGUGAAAGGAAAAUUUAGACAUUUGCCUGUUGUUGAGAAUGGUGAAGUCAUUGCUUUACUUGACAUUGCUAGGUGUCUAUAUGAUGCCAUUGCACGGAUGGAGAGAGCAUCUGAGAAAGGAAAAGCCAUUGCUGCAGCUGUUGAGGGGGUGGAAAAGCAUUGGGGAACUUCAGUUUCAGGUUCCAAUACAUUUAUUGAAACACUUCGAGAAAGAAUGUUUAAGCCAUCCCUGUCAACAAUCAUUCCAGAGAGUUCAAUGGUGGUGAAAGUUUCACCAAGCGACUCAGUUUUAACCGCUACAAAAAAGAUGCUGGAAUUGAAAAUGAGUUAUGCAGUUGUAGUAGUUGAAGACAAGCCUCUAGGAAUAUUGACUUCAAGGGAUAUUCUAAUGCGCGUAAUUGCCAAAAAUCUCACUCCAGAGUCAACCCAUGUGGAGAAGGUUAUGACUUGUAAUCCUGCAUGUGGAACUAUCGAUAUGCCUAUUGUCGAUGCUCUUCAUACAAUGUAUGAGGGGAAAUUUCUUCAUCUUCCUGUUGUUGAUAGAGAUGGGAAAAUUGUUUCGGUUGUUGAUGUUAUUAACAUCAGUCAUGCUGCAGUUGCAACGAUGGGAAGCAGUGGCGUGCGUGGAGCUGAGACAACACAUUCUCUGAUUCCGAAGUUCUGGGAAUCAGCAAUGUCAAUAAGACCUUUUGAAGAUGAUGACGACAGUUGCAGUGAUAAUUCAAUCAAAUUAGCAUCUGAUGGAACGGACACAGUGAGAUCUACUGCAUUUCAUCAGUAUUCAGGCUUCUCCAUUUUUGCUUUUAAAGUUCAGGAUAGGAAAGGCAGGAUGCAUAGAUUUCACUGUGGCAUUUCAAGCUUGACGGAACUCAUGGCUUCUAUCCUUCAGAGGGUAGGUGAUGACAUUGAUAGGAAUAAUCUCCCCUUGAUCUUGUACGAAGAUGAAGACCAUGAUAAGGUUGUUAUUGCAUCGGACAAUGACCUUCAAGCAGCAGUAGAGCAUGCGAGGCAGCUUGGUUGGAAGGGUCUUAGACUGCAUUUAGAAUUCCCAGGCUUGUCUGCUAGUCGGAAGAGUCUUGGUGGGUCAAUAGGAACAGAACAUGCUCAUAGGGAUGCAUGGGCCUCGGCAUACAGUGCAGUGGCUGCAGGAGCUGCCCUAGUCGCUGGUCUUGGUGUUAUGGCUUAUCUCAAGAGAUCCAGCACAUAAAGCCUAUCAUAAAAAUAUGCAUUAUCCGUAUAGACCCUAAAGAAGGAGAAUAAUCAGGAACUAGCCGAUGGUAUUGUAAUACUGAUCAUUCUCUACAAAAAUACAAUAUAUAAUUUCAAGGACACAGUUGUUUUGUCCUACUUGAAUAAAAUCACAACUUAGAUUGAAUUCAGGAUCAAAGUACUGUAAUGGUUUUUUUUUUAACCUAAUGAAAACGUUUACAUUAAACUCA